Emiliania huxleyi CCMP1516 is the source of this 5553-nucleotide messenger RNA. RefSeq names its product acyl-CoA synthetase. Bases 1 to 5553 code for a protein of 1850 amino acids. Gene Ontology annotation, biological process: fatty acid metabolic process. Gene Ontology annotation, molecular function: phosphopantetheine binding; medium-chain fatty acid-CoA ligase activity. The transcript has 3 exons. The record is from RefSeq and is a predicted model, not a curated record. NCBI's taxonomy places the organism in Eukaryota, Haptophyta, Isochrysidales, Noelaerhabdaceae.
AUGCUCUCCCUCGACGACACGGGCGUGCCGCUAUCUUCCGCACUGGCCGCCUUCUCCUCGCGUCGCGAUGCGGACGGCAGCCUCGACGCUGACUCGAUGCUCGAGCAGCUCCCGUUCCGCACGCUGAUCGAGCUCCUGCCGCAGACCGACCGUCCUGCUGUGUGCUCCAUGGACCUGAGCCGAGCCGCGUGCACGCACGCGCGGCUGCGCCGCUUCGUGGCGGAUGAGGUCUGUUUCAGCGACUACGGGGUCGGCCGCAACGACCGUGUGGCGAUCCUCUUCCCAAACGGUCCCGAGCUGGCAGUGGCGUUUGUGGCAGUGCUGUCGUACUGCACGAGCGCGCCGCUCAACCCGGCCAACACUCCGCAGGAGAUCAAGGCCGAGCUCGAGAAUGUGCGCGCAAAGGCGAUCAUGGUCGCGGCCGGUGAGGACAACGACGGCAUACUCGCGGUCGCCGAGGAGCUCGAGCUCGUGGUCAUAGAGUGCACCCUCGACCCGGCCACCGCGGGCAUCUUUCAGAUGAAGGCCCACAUCGCGGAUCGCAGGAGCGACGUGGUGCAGUUGGAUCCAGAAGACAGCCGCUGGCAGCCGCAGCAGAGGGAGGACUGCGCAAUGGUGCUCCACACCAGCGGGUCAACAGGCAAUAAAAAGGUGGUGCCACACACCGUCGAGGACCUGCUGAUCGGCGCGGUCGCCAUCGCUUCCGCCUGCCAGCUCACCCCCAAAGACGUGUGCUGCAACCAAAUGCCGCUCUUCCACAUCGGCGGCAUCGCACGAAAUGUGCUCGCGCCGAUCCUCUCUGGUGGCUCCGUCGUGUGCAUGCCGUACUUCGAGCCGAAGCUCUUCUGGACGGUCGCGAGCGACUUCAGCUGCACAUGGUAUUACGCGGGCCCGACGAUGCACACCAUGAUCCUCGAGGCGUACAAGGCCUUCCCCGCGCCGCGCCCACGCAUAUCACUCCGCUUCAUCGCCAACGCGGCGGGGCCGAUUCUCCCGACCAUUGCCGAAGAGAUGCGCGACACCUACUCGGCGGCGGCGGGAGGGUUCUGCUCCAUCAUGCCGUCGUACGGGAUGACAGAGUGCAUGCCCAUCUCGUCGCCGCCCGUCGGGUACAACCUCGACCGGCCCGGCAGUUCGGGACAGAUCGUGGGCCCACGCUGCACGAUCCGCGACGCCGCGUCUGGCGACGAGGCACCGAGCGGCACCGUCGGCGAGAUAUGCGUCUCGGGCCACCCGGUGAUGCGCGCAUACGAGAACAACCCAGAGGAGACCGCCAAGAACUUCAUCGGGCCCGGCAAGGCGUGGUUCAAGACGGGCGACCUCGGAUACCUCGACGAGGACGGCUACCUCUACGUGACGGGCCGCUCCAAGGAGGUCAUCAACCGCGGCGGGGAGAUCAUCGCACCGUCCGAGAUUGAGAAUGCGCUCGUGUCCCACCCGCGGGUGAGGAGCCUCGUAGCCUUCUCGACGCCGCACGCCCUGCUGCAAGAGACGAUCGGUGUGUGCGUCGUCACCGAGCCGGGCAUGCCGCGCGUCGGCCUGCAGGGGCUGCAGGCGCACGCGGCCCUGGAGCUCCACCCUUCCAAAUGGCCGCAGCUGGUCGUCUACGCGAGCGACCUGCCAAAGACCGCGACGGGCAAGGCGAUGCGCGUGCGCCUCGACAAGCGCAUGGCGCUGCCUGAGAUUUCGGACGAGACGCCCGAGCGAGGCCGGCUCUUUGAGGCAGAGAUGGUGCCGCCCGGCGCACCCGUCCAGGCGCCCAUUCCGACGGCGCCACUUGAAGUGCGCCUGCCCGACGCAGAGGCGGCGAUGCGCUCGCUCCCUGGCGUGGACGACGCGUACGUGUGUGAGCGCGAGCUGGAGGGCGGCCGGCGGGCAAUUGUGGGCUACGUCAGCCCCGCCACGGUGGACGCGGAGCAGGUUCUCGCCGCGCUCACUGGCAGCUUGCACGAGUACCUUGUGCCAGCGAGGGUCGUGCCGACAGACGCGCUGGUGCGCGGCAGCGACGGCGCGGUCAACCAGGCGCUGCUGCCUGAGAUGCGCCCCGUCCACUCGCACGUGGCGCCGAGGACGGACCGCGAGCGCGCCGUACAAAAGCUCUGGUGCGCUGUGCUCGGCACGCGCGAGGAGGAUACGUCGAUGGACGCAGACUUCUUCUUCUCCGGCGGCUCGUCACUGCUUGCCGGCACGUUGGCCGGCGAGGUGAAGAGCCAGCUCGGUAUGCCGAUGAGCGGGACGACCCUCUUCAAGCUGCGCACCAUCGCCGAGAUCGCCGAGGCGGUCGAGACGCACCAUCGGCAAAAGGACCUCGAGAUGGCGACGCUUGCGCGGGAGCCUCGCAGCGACCUCGAGAAGGAUGGCCCGCUCGCACGACUCGCCCGUUUCGCCACCAUGAGAGCGGGGGGGACGCCCCGCGACCCCAGCGACCUCGCUGAGCGGGGCGGCCUGCACGAGGAGAGCGAGAUGCUCGCGAGCGGUGCCCCAGCCAAGCCGCCGAAGCCGCAGCGUCCCGUCAGCCAGCACUCGUUUCUUCCUCUCUUUGUCCAAUCGCUCCCGCUCCUCUUCUUCCACCCCCUCCGCCGCCUCGCAUCGUGGGCGCUCUUCCUCGCCCUCUGGCUCACGAUGAUGGAUCCGGCGCCGGUGUUCAUCUACCUCUCGCCACAGCAGCUGUUCGAGACGGAAGAGUGGGUGCGCGAGGAGUAUCGGCCCACGGACGACGAAAGCGAUGUGUGGAUCGCGCCCCCCGACGGCUCUCUCAUCAGCACGUGGGAGGGCUACGAGGACUUUCAGCGUGUGGAGUAUGUCGACGACGCAGAGGACUUCGAGGUGCCGGCCCACCGUAGUGUCCUGCCACGCUACAUUGCCUUCUUGCUCGCGCUGCUGGUCGUGCACAUUGCUCGCGAGACGGUCAUGCCGUUUGUGGGGAUCGCCGUCAAGUGGUUGGUGAUUGGGCGCUACCGCGCGGGCCGCUCGAGGCUGUGGGGCUCGUACUACCUUCGCUGGUGGUUCGUGAACCAGACCGUCCGCUUCUGCGGUCUCGGCCUCUUCGGCUUGAGCAACGGGCUGCGCGUGCGCUACCACCGUCUCCUCGGGGCCAAGAUUGGCAUCGACUGCACAAUCGCCAACGACGCCGAAGUGACAGAGCACGACCUCGUCAUAAUCGGUGACGGCGUCGCCAUCGACUCCAAGGCCACGGUCUCGCCCUUUUGCGUCGACGCCGGAGCUGCCAUGCUCAGCGCCAUCGAGAUUGGCGACAACUGUGUCGUCGGCGCAAAGACGACCAUCGCGCCCGGAGCGCGCCUUGCGGACGGCGUCUGCCUCGGCCCGCUCUCCUCGAGCCACGAGCAACAGGACUCGGACAGCAACAAUCGCCGCUACUGCCGCGCUGCGUUCCCGCCGCCGUCCACCCGCCUCUGGCUCCUCGUCGGUCUGCCCACCCUCCUCUUUGUCAAGGUGGCCGCGCUCGCGCUCCCGCUCGCGACCAUCUUUUAUAUGGUGCAGGACCGCGGCGAGGACCCAACAACAUGGGGCGCAGCCAUCGAGUGGUUCACCUCGCCGCGGCGGCUCACAUUUUACGUGCUGCUGCGCGUGCAGCGCGCCGUCGUGCUGCCCUUCGUGGAGCUCUUUGCGAUCAUUCUGGUGAAGAGGAUCGUAAUCGGCCGCUUUGUCGCCGGCCCCCGGACACGAUGGAGCCACCUCCAGUUUUGGCUUAUGCGCGAGCUGCUGCCCGACGGCCGCCUGUGCGGCGUGCCAGCCCUCAUCGGCAACCACUGGGGCGGCGUCGCGCUCCUCAUGCGGCUGCUCGGCGCGAAGUGUGGCAAGCGGAUCUUUUGGCCCGGGAGCGGCGUGGACGUUGUCGAGUACGACCUGCUCACCAUCGAGGACGAUGUCGUCUUUGGCUCACGCUCGGUCAUCGCCUGCUCGACCGCCGAGGUCAGCCGCCCCGUCGCCCUCUUGCGCGGCGCGAAUGUGGCGGACCGCUGCUACGUGCUGCCGGGGGUGACGCUCGGCGUCAACGGCUGCCUCGGGUCGGGCUCGCUCGCGCCCGAGGGCGCGCAGCUCGGCGCGGGCUGCAUCACGGUCGGGUCUGCUGGCAAUGGGACAGAAGUUUUGGUUGAGGGUGGGCCGGGGCUACGCGCCAACGCGAGGACGACAAAGGCCUUUGGCCGCACUUUCUACGGGACGCGCAACGAGGCCAACAUCGCGGCCGGCGCCAUCGAGAACACCGCGGCGUGGUGCUGUGGUUCGUUCUUUGUGCGCCGGACCGUCGUGCCGCUCUUCGCCGCAUUCAACGUGCUGUGCAUUGCGGCCGCGGCCGUCUACCGCGCGUUCAACAUCGUCGCCGCCUGGCUGCUGCUUGAGCUGGUGUGGAAGCGCGAUAGAGCGCUCGGCCUCGACCCAGCUGUCGAGCCUCUGCCGCCGGCAGAGUUUUACGGCGAGAUUGAGGAAGUGGGCCGGUGGCUUGGCUUCUCAGAGUACUGGGCCGCGCUCCUCGGCGUCUACAUCGGCGUGCACCUGCUGAUGGUGAUGCUGGCGUACCUGUUGGAGGUGCUGGCAAAGUGGCUGCUGCUCGGACGGCGGCGCGCCGGCGUCUAUCCGUGGGACAAGUCGUCCUACUGCAUGCGGUGGAACAUGUACCUCGCAUCGACAGUCUUUCGGCGCGGGCUCCUACCCUACCUGCACGGCUCCGCCUACCUCGUCUGGCACUUCAAGGCGCUCGGCUGCUCGAUCGGGAAGGACGUGUGCCUCUUCCCGACCGGCUCGGACCCGAUGAUGACUGAGCCGGACCUCGUGACCAUCGGCGAUGGAGCGUGCAUCAACGCCGGCUUCAUCAUCUGCCACACGAACACGAAGGGCAACUUUGCGCUCUCCAAAAUCACGAUUGGGCCCGGCGCGACGAUGCGCGCGUGGUCGCGCCUCAUGGCGGGCGGUGCGCUUGCGGAGGGUGCGCGGCUCCUCGAGCACACCUGCGCGCUCCCAGGCGACAACAUCGAGCCCGGCGUCAUCUGGCAGGGCUGGCCCGUCAAAUCGAUGUGCGCGACCACCGAGUUUUGGCGGGCGCGGCGCAACCAGAUCAAGCUCGGCCGCAAGCAGUACCUCCGUCGCGUCGACUCUACGCGCGUGGCGCCCGUCAUCAUCGACGGCGGCGGCAAGGGAGCCCUCGCCCUGGAGCGGCUCGACUCGCUUCAGGGCGAGAACCUGCGGCUCAAGAGCUCGAUCGAAGCGGUCACCAGCCGCCUCGGGGCCACCCCCCCGAUGAGCGAGGACAGCGCGCCCAUCUCUGAGCGGGGCACGCAGAUCCAGGCGCUCGUGGAGCAAGUCGAGUGGCUGGUGCGCGAGAUGCAGUCGCUGAGGGAGUGGCGCGACCGGGUGGCGUCGCCGCGUCUCGACCACGUGCCGCUAGUCUACGAUGGCAAGGGGUCCGAGGGCAAGGAUUCCGCCGAGAAGGGCGACGGUUCGCAACGCUGCAGCCCCGGGCGCCUUGGUUUUCGGCGGCACGCGCCGGCUCCACCCGAAUCCCAGGGCAGCGACGGCGUUGACGACGCCGUGUAG